CAAUCACGUCCGCUUGCAGUGCUUGUCAAUAUCAUUGGACAUGAAGAUUAUCGUGUGCGUUUUUGCUUUGAUUGUCUUGGUUCAUUGUCAGGCGAAAUCAAUUGCACCAUGGGCCAGAUUUGCGGCAAACAUUAGGACCAACUCAUGGAGAAGUGUGAUUACUGUGAAUCGCAACACCAAGAUCGUUGGAGGCUCUUACGCAACAAAUGGGCAGUUGCCUUUUCAGGUGGGCAUGUACUUGGACGGCACCGGUUUUUGCGGCGGCUCGCUUAUUAGCGACACCGUCAUUCUGACGGCCGGACACUGCGUUGUCGGAACUCGCACUUUCACGGUGCACGCCGGCUCCAUCGACGUUGACCUCACCACCACUCCGGCACAGAUCGUGACGGCCACGCAGAAAAUUUUGCACGAGUUUUACUCACCGACAAAUUUGUUGAAUGACAUCGGCCUGGUCAUUCUGGACGCACCCCUCACGGGAACGAAUAUUGGAGCCAUCAGAUUACCAAAUAGGUUGCAAAUCGAAGAAACUUUUGAAGGUGCAGUCGCAACUGCAUCCGGUUGGGGCAGAGUUUCCGAUGACGAUGGGAGACUGAGCCAAUUUCUGAAGUUUGUGAACGUGAACAUCAUUUCAAACGUGGACUGCGAGGCAAUUUACGGGCCGGCAGUGAAUGACGCAAAACUGUGCAUCGACACAAACAGCGGUUUCGAAGGAACUUGCUUUGGUGACUCUGGAGGACCUUUGACCAUUACUGAGGCCGACGGAAUCUCGACGGCGGUUGGAAUCACGAGUUUCGUUGAUGACGGCGGAUGCCAAACGGGCAAUCCUGCGGGUUUCACCAGAGUCAGCAUGUACAUUGAUUGGAUCAGUCAACAUUCUGGCAUCCCAGUUAGACCUUAAAGCUCUGUAAAAAUUUAAUUGCAUUUCUGCUUUUAUCAGGA
This is a messenger RNA of Neocloeon triangulifer, 939 nucleotides long. RefSeq names its product brachyurin-like. Gene Ontology annotation, molecular function: serine-type endopeptidase activity. Gene Ontology annotation, biological process: proteolysis. The record is from RefSeq and is a predicted model, not a curated record. Bases 41 to 898 code for a protein of 285 amino acids. Lineage: Eukaryota; Metazoa; Arthropoda; Insecta; Ephemeroptera; Baetidae. The transcript is spliced from 7 exons.